AUGGACGAAGGCGUUCUGAAGAAAGUUUGCAAGUUUUUGAAAAAACAAAAGGAUAACGAAGCAGUUUUUCAGACGUUUUGGGAAGGGACAAAGGAGUUCUACCCAGUCGAUUUGUCCAAGACGAAAGUCAAAGCAUGGCUUAAAGAGCACCCUGAACGCUUUGAAAUUAUCAAAGGUGAAACUGGAAAUCCUUUCGGUAAGAUAAAAUUAAAAGUAGAAGCGUCUAACUAUGUUUUGCCAACCACAACUAGAGCGGAAGACUUUGAAAUUGCACAAAAAUUGAUUGAAUCUGUCGAUAAUAGAGAGGAAAAUGGCCAUUUGUUUGCGAUUAUUUGUAAGAAUAAAGCUCGGAUAUUUCCCGAGAAGUUACGAGAUAAGAAACAUAUCAGAAAGUGGUUGGCAGAGCAUGAAAAGUGGUUUAAAGAGGUAAAAGAUGCUAGUGGUGGGCUUUCAGUUGAAGUGUUGGCUAAGGCGAGACAUUUAAAGAAACCUGGGCCGCCAUUGCCACACGUUCGUUCAUUGCUACCUGCUCCAGUAUUUACGAGCGAAAAAAGGGAGAGUCGUGGCAAGGCAACGCCUCAGAAAGCAAAAGAUGAGACUGAUCCUGUUCAUCUUUUGAAAAUGGCAGAUAAUAUUACGUUGAGAAUCUCAGGGAAACUUAAGAAUGAAGGAGGGACAGUCCCAUUUGAAUCUCUUCUCAAAGCGAAGGAUGUAAUAUAUCCCUUAUGUGAGGAAGAAGCCUUAAUAUCUUUCUUGGCAGCUUUCCCUUUGAAAUUUGAGAUCAUGGAUUUGGAAGGGUUAGGCAAGUGGGUUCAUUUGAAAGGAACUGACAAUGCCAGUCCUAACAAUGUCGGUGGUAACAAUGCCAGUGCUAACGAUGCCAUCAGUAAAGUAACAAGUUUUAUUUUUCAAAAUGGUGGAACUGUCCCAUUUGCAAAUCUCGUUAAGCAAGCAGACACGCUGAUAGAUAAAACAGUCCAUGGCCCACACGCAUUGUCAGCAUGGUUGAAUGCUAAAGCUGGCAUUUUUGAGGUUGUCCCCAAACCAGACGAUUUCUCCAAACCGGGGCAAGUUAAAGUUAAGCUCAGUUUUUCUCCACGUUUUUGCCAACAUUACAUUGCACAUGGUCAAUGCCAUAAUAAAAAAUGUCAGUUUCUGCAUAUAUGCAAGGCUUUUGUAUGCCAACGCCCUCAUAAUAAGGAAGAGUGUAAGCUGUCACAUGAUAUCCGAGAUGCACACAACAAAAUUAUUGUUGAUAAGAUGGGUGCCCUGAGGAAAGAAACUGAUAAAGUUGUUGUCAAUGUGCUCUUGAAAAGUUGCUUCCCUCGUGUUUGUGCAGACUACAAUAAAAAUGGUGUGUGUCCAAGGGGUGACAAAUGUCAUUUUUUACAUGUUUGUGGUGGUUAUGUCUUAAAUCAAUGUGGAAAUCCUUUCUGUCCAUUAAGUCAUGAUGUGGUUGGUGAUUUACAUAAUAUUAAUUUGUUGAAGAAGUAUGCUCUGCGUCCAUCUCAGAAAUUGUCAGUCGAACUUGUCAAGGCUAACAUUGCUCAUGCCCAGGUAAUGAAAUCACAGUCCAGUCAAAGUGUUGAGGUGGGAAUGGCAAGGUAUCAGGACAGUGCUUCAAUUGGCAGUUCAAGUCAUGAUGCAAGACCAUUGUUGAGCUUUGAAAACAUUCAGAAAAGUAACCUAGCAACGUCUCUUGUUGGUAUCCAGAAAGUUGAAAAUUGGAUGAGAUGUCCCACACAACAGGAAGCAGAAAGUGGAUUUGGAAAUCUUGAACAACGCAAGCGGUCCGACUCUACAUCGAGUUCUGAGAUUUCUCAUGUCAGCAAUCAGAGUUCUGUAGCUAGUUCCCAAAGUUCAGUUUGGCAAGACGACCUGCAUAAAAAGGUUUUCAUUACAAUCCUGGAGAAAUAUAAUGGUAUUGCACUAUUUAGUAAAAUCUCGAAAGAUAAAGAGUUGUUUGGCCAUGAUGGUAUUGGUGAUGUUGAGAAAUGGUUUGCAAGUCACCCACAGAAGUUUAUCUUCCAUCGAAACGGGCAGGGAAAGAUCGAUACUGUGAGUGCAUUUUCAAAAAUGUCUCGGAUAUGUCUUGAUUAUGGUGAGAAACGAGGUUGCAAUAAUUCCAAUUGUGGCUUCUUACAUAUAUGCCGCAACCAUAUCGAAAGUCACUGCCCGAAAGGAGAAGCUUGCCAUCUAAAUCAUGAUGUUAGUUCUGAUACAGUCACCCAAGCUGCGAAGCGUAUGGGCUUGCAAGACCUUACGUCAGAACAGCUAGUAACCCUCAUCCGUGUUUCAGUCCCAACAGUUUGUCAUUUCUAUAACCGAGGACGCUGCAACCGAGGUGAAUUUUGCCCCAAUUUACAUAUUUGCCAAGAAUUUGCAAAAGGGCAUCAAUUUUGCAAAGCAAAGCUGUGCAGGCAUGGUCACGAGGAAGCCUUGAAGCAAGGUCCUGCAACAAAAAUCCUCAAAAUGUAUCGUCUUUUUGGUAAAAAGCCGAACUACAGGUACAUUCAGAAGAUGAUUUUUGUUUUUGAGAAUGAGCGAAGACGAAGCAGUGGCCCACGACAGGGUGGAGGGCUACCCAGGGAGGUGCAGGGCCAGAGAGAAGCGUCAGAUGAACCAAGAAAUUUGAUGGAUAUUGAUUUAACCCAGAAGGUUGAUAGUCCAGGUAAUAUUCAGUUUAUUAGAAUGUAAACCCUGGGGAUACAUAGCUUUUCUAGGGUGUUGCAUCUUGCAGGUAUUUGUACAUGCUUCCCUUGAGAAGUGUACCUUGGUUGCACUUUUCAGCAUUCAAGUGCAUGCAUGCUUCUAUCUGUCCCUAUCUAUCUGUAUCUGUCCCUAUCACAGCUUCCCUUCAAAGAUAUAGAAGAAGAAUUUAUUUGCACCAGUCAAAAAUACAUAAUUACAAAUUUUUUCCACACAUUGUUAAGACAGAGUUUGUACAGGGUAUUCGAAGUAGCUUUAAUACUAAUCGAAGCAGAUAACCUAUGCAUCUGCAUUUCCUUUUGAGAUCUCCGUGCAUUCAGUAACCUCAGCUCCUAACUUUGAUGGGAAUGUGACCCUAUCAGAAGUACAGUAUGUCCCCCUCUUUAAGAACCUACAGUAACUACCCUAGUCCCCCACUUUGGAGAUAUGCCCCCAUUCAAAGACCACCCUUUAGGGCUCUGUCCUAAUGAAUGGCAGUGUGUAAAUUUGCUUUACAAUGUAUUUAUUAGCCCAAGAAAUAGAAGAAGUCACUCCAAAUAUUUGUCCUCAGUUUCUGAUGCAGCGGUGUCGCCGUAAGAAGUGUUCACAAAGUAAUGUUCAUUUUACUUUGCCCUAUUGCUGGCAGUUGAAGCUAUCAAGCAGUUCAUGGUGCAGUUUUGAUAACACAGAUUGUGAAAAUAUUGAGAAAUAUUUUUGUGAUGUCAACUGCACUGCUGCGGAAUUGAAUAUUUCAACAAAAGUACCUGGAGAUGUGUCGAGGUAUGCACGGGAAUAUAUGCUUAUUAAUAGGGCCAUUUAUAUGAGCGAAAAUAAGCCAGUCUGCCUAAAUAAGCUGCGACUUAGAUAAGUUGCUAACAACUCGUUUAUUAAACAGUCAAUUUGUUCACAAGCUGCGGCUAAAACAGGCACAGAUUUUGCGGGGGGGGGGGACCCCCCAGAAAUUAUUUGCACCCCCCAAAGGCAUUUUGCACCCCUGCAAAAUUUUUGAUAGUUUCAUAUUUGAUUAUUCUUACUACUAAAUUUGUAAAAUUACCAAUAUUAUGGUCUCAGAUCUUGCCAUGCAGGCCUAGAAAACAAAUUUUGUUAAACUUUUUCCUUGGCCUUUCCGGGCGUUGCCACCAUGCCCCGACCAAAGCCAUCAGCAGCACCCCCAGAUAUUUAUCCACCCCCAAACGAAAAUAUGAAAAUCCGUCUCUGGGCUAAAAUAAGCCCAGAGUUGAGAGCUAGGCCUAAGUUCUUCGCUACUAUAUUAGCCAAUCAGAUUUGUAAUUAUAUUUUUUUCAACAGUGUUCGUUUAGACUUCCAGUCAAUGUCGGGCCAUCCUUCUGCUGGUGAAGAUUUUAAAAUUCGUCGUUUGGAGUGUCAACAAAAGACGACCCAGUAUGGCAGUAAAGCUUGGUGUGAGACACCAUGGAUGUGGUACAAACUGGAAUUACCAAAAUGGAUUAAACUUGAAACUAGUAAAGUAAGUCAUGCUUGUCCAGGCUGUCAGUAACACAGGAUGGACAAUUCAAUAUUAAUAAUAUGAUUGUCAUUUUUAGGCAAAUGUGUUUGAGGAAUUGUUCUUGGAAGGCAACUUUCCGGUUGAUUGGUGGUCAAGUCAUCGACGUAGGCCCUCUGCUUUCUUGACAGAGAGUGAAGUUAAUGAGAAAAAGAGGUAAAGAAAAUGAAAAGAGUGCCAGGCAGGAUACCACUAUUCCCUAUGUUAUUCAGUCAUGAUCCAGUGAUCGGAAAGUUCCAUUGGAUAAUUCCAGCCAUCGACUAAUUUUUUAUCUAGACAAGAAAGACGAAAUAUAUCAUUGUAGCUCAAAAGAGCAUCCUAAAAUUAGUAAAAUGCAAAGUUUGGUUGCGAAAUGUUGUAAAAUACGAAAAAUAAAACUCUGUAAAUGAGCAAAUUUUGAGUAUUUUAGUAUUACGCGCGGAAAAUUAUGCACCCCUUUCGGCUCAAGAAUAAUUUCUUUUCAUUGUUGUGAACAUCCAAUAAGGCCACCCAGUCACGCAUUGCCAUGUAUUCCAUUCAUCUUUAUUCCAUUCAUGUUUAUUUCAUUCAUGUUUAUUUCAUUCAUGUUUAUUUCAUUCAUGUUUAUUUCAUUCAUCUUUAUUCCAUUCAUGUUUAUUUCAUUGAUGUUUAUUUCAUUCAUGUUUAUUUCAAUCAUGUUUAUUUCAUUCAUGUUUAUUUCAUUGUUAGAAGCGAACAAGAACAGCAGACGCCAGAAGUAAAGACUGAAUCCACACCAAGCUCACCAGUAUCAACUCAACCUCCUCCACCCACUUCAGAGCCAGUUAGAGAGACUGCUCCUCUUCAGUCUUCUAACUGUCAUCGCACGAGAGUUGAACCUGGUUCCCUAGAAUACAAGGAGAUUGAAAAACUUCUGGGUAGUUCUACGAACCAAGACGCUCUGGUUAUAAACCAGAUAGAAAAGAUAGUUAGUGAUGCUCUUUGGGAUAAAUAUAAGAGGUAGGGAAUUUGACAAACGACUGUUGUUUAUGACAGGUUUUCCAAAAUUACUUGCGGCAGAAACCAAAUUAGGUUACCGCAAAAUCACCUUUGCGGUAACCUGCAUGGGUUUACCAAAACAAAAACUUGUCCGAAGAACUUAGAAUUUAUUAUUUUAUAUGAGCUUAAAAACUCAUUAAUAAUUCAUGAAGAAAAUUCAAAAGAAAUGAAUGUUUAAUCAAUGUUUGUAAAUCAGAUAAAGAUUUGUCAUGAUUUACGUAAACUUCAGCUUUGAUUUUCUCAGCUUAGACAAUGUUUAGUUUUAAAACUACUUCGCCAAUGAACUCACAAGAUGGGUCGUAUAUCAGAUAAAGAUAGGCUGCUCAUGUUUUAACUAGUACAAAUGAAUUGUAAAGUAACCCAAUUAGAUCGCAGAACGCGUUUAAAUAUUAUUAACUGUUAACACAGUUGUUAAUUAUAGAGUCAAGAGAUUACGGACUUACAUUAAGUACUUCAGGGUAAUUAGGGAAACCAAAUCAGAUUACCGUAAAAUAAAGUUUGCGCUAACGCGGCGCAAUUUUGGACAGCCUGCGACUGAUGUUGCAAAGCAAAAAUCCAGGAUGUGGACCUUUCUAAAAAUGGACGUGCAGAAAAUAAUGUUAAUUUAUUACAUUCUAUGUAUAGUAGUCUUGUUUUUGAUGUCAAGUGAAUAGAAUUGAAAGAUGUAGUUUAAUUUACUUGCUGCUGGAACUGCCAACAUUUUUGAAGUUGAGCACCAUCUACUGCUCUGGAACGCUGAGAGUGAAUCUGCCCCUGUACCGUUAUAUACGGUUCUCAGACUUCUUCUUUUAUUCAACAGCAGAAAGAAAUCCAUGACAGAUGAGCUUCGAAUAGGAGAAAAUAUGAAUGAUCGUAGGCUGUUUAUACCAUGUCUAUCUGAAGAUAUUGAGAGAAUUAUGAGAGGGAAUAUCCAUGAUAGCAGUAUUAGCAGAAUCUUACAUAAACCAUUCGGUCCAGGAUAUUACUUCACAUCGAAUGCGUCGUUAUGUAUACAGUGGUGUAGAGAGCAUCUGGCAGGCUCUCAAGUCUCUCUCAUCGUAUGUCAAGUCUUGCUUGGAAUCUCUACCCAAGGUACACGUGGUUUAAAAGAAUUCCCUCGUCGUCAUGAUGGCAAGUUCUAUGACUCCUUGGUAGACAACAAAGAUGAUCCUUCUGUCUUUGUGAUUGAAAAUGUUGACCAGUGUUAUCCAGCAUUCGUUCUUGAUAUUUUGUACGCCGCUACUCCGGUGAACGAGACACAAGCAAUGCUACAAGGUUUGAUUUAUUUAUUUACUUAUAAUACCAUAGAUGGUUAUAGCGCUUUUUAUAUGGUGCGAAAUGCAUGAUCACCAUCUGAUGGUCAACUUCAAAUGUAUUGACAUGACCAAAGCCGGGCCAAUACCAGUCAAUUCUAAGGGAAUGAUUGAGCCGUGGACUUUAACAAAUGUCACCUGCACGAAAAUGAGGCUCUACAGCCAAAGUGGCGUACUUUUCGGAAGGGUGUAUUAAAAUGAAUACCUAUAGAGAACAAUUUAGUUACUUUGAUGACUAUAGUAUAGAAGCGUAGUGGAAUCUAUAUUAAUGGACGGGCAAGGAUUAAUUUGCAUACGGCUAGUUGUACUCAGAAAGUCAUGUCAAAAUGUGCUUUAAAAUUCUCCUGAGCCGAAACUUUCUGCAUCAAUAUGCGUUUUGAACAUUUCUAAGUCAGUCUAUGACGAAAAAAAUUUUUCGAUCAGCCCGAAAUUUUCUAAAUCAAAUUUUGGUCGAAAUUUUCUAAGGCAAGCUCAGCUUUACUUGACUCAAGAAUCCGGGCAACGGGCAAGCGUAGUGGAAUCUAUAUUAAAGGACGGGCAAGGAUUAAUUUGCAUACGGCUCGGUACUCAGAAAGUCAUGUCAAAAUGUGCUUUAAAAUUCUCCUGAGCCAAAACUUUCUGUAUCAAUAUGUGUUUUGAACAUUUCUGAGUCGGUCUAUGACGAAAAAUUUUUUUCGAUCAGCCCGAAAUUUUCUAAGUCAAAUUUUAGUCGAAAUUUGCUAAGGCAAGCUCAGCUUUACUUGACUCAAGAAUCCGGGCAACGGGCAAGCGUAGUAGAAUCUAUAAUAAAAUCUGGGUAAGCCUAAUAUUUUCUAAGUCAAAAUUUGGGCGAAAUUUUGUAGCAUCGUAACUUUGUUGAGUUAACUAUUGACAUGCUAUUGGGACUCCCGAAUUGUUCAGCACGUUGAUCCAUCGGUUUAGAACUCUAGCUUUUGCAUUGUUUAAAACCCUUAAUGUUGGUUCGACUAUAGGCAUUUUUAAAAUAUGUUAAAAUGAUCUAAAUGACGAACGAAACACUAGGUCAAUAAAUGGUUCUCGAAGAGGAGGUGUUUUAUAUUGGCAGCGUUCGCUUCUUUAUUCAUGCAAAUUACGCCGUGUAGUUUAAUGUAAUGAGCGUAGUGGUUUUUAAUAUUUGUUCAGUUAAAAUGCUCGAGGGCGUGAAUAAUUAUUUUUUGUGGGCAAUUGAGGUUUCAGGUCACUAACCAGGUCGUUAACAAACCCCAACCCCUUAAUCAAAAUUUAAUGGUCCAUGACUGUCUUUGUUGUGGUGAGAUUGUCUGGGAAUAUUAAUAAUAUGCAUAUUGUUAUUCGACGCGUACAGACAAGAAUUGCUUGUACGUUGAGAUCGAGAAUUAAAUAAUCGGACACCGUGCCACAUUUCAUGAGGAUCGCACCCAAAAUGGAGGAGCCUUAAGGCCUGUUUACACUUGCAAUUUUUGCUGCGAUUUCUAAUGCGAUUUUGUCCUUCUGAUGCAUGUGAACCAGUAGAGGAGUCGCGAAUGUUCGGAGUAUGUGUACAGCAAUGUGAACAUUCAUGACUAAAUUGACUUAUCUACUCGUUCACAUCAAGCAGAAGAAGAAAAUCGCACCUAAACUCGCAGCAAAAUUUGCAAGUGUAAACGAGCCUUUAAAGGCCAUGUUACACGGUGCAAUUUUUCUUGCAACUUGCAAUGCAAUUCUACUCUUGAGAAAUGUAAAAUUGCCAAAUACGAGUCUUCAUUACACUCCGCUUCAUUACACUCCGUUUUCUCGACAUAUCGAAAAUUCUUCACUGAUUUCACUAAUUAACAUCUCUCAAGAGUAGAAUUGCAUUGCAAGUUGCAAGAAAAAUUGCACCGUGUAACAUGGCCUUAAACGGUGCAAUGACUCGUGCAACUUGUCUCGCAACGCCAUUGCGAGACAAGUUGCAUGAAAAAUUGCACCGUGUAACAGGGCCUUAACAUGCCUUGCAAUGGUCAAAAUCGUUGCGAGACAAGUUGCAUGAAGCAUUGCAGAGAGUAGAAGUCGGUUCUACUUUUGGCAACGAUUGCACUAAUUAUUUUUAGCAUUGCAGCGUGUAACAUGGCUUCAUGCAACUUGUCUCGCAAUGUUUAAUGCUUGGAGAGUUCCUAUUGGCUCUCCCCAGUACACGCUUUACUUUAAUUAAAAUUUGGCGCCAAAUAGCGCCUCUCCCUAUUCUCUUCGCAUGCCUCUGUCCCGUAUCGUUGCGAGUUGCAUGAAAAUCAUUGCAGCGUGUAACACCUCUUGCAAUGCAUUAUCAAAAUCUUUUUUAAACAUUGCGAGACAAGUUGCAUGAAAAAUUGCACCGUGUAACAGGGCCUUUAGGCUUUUUUCGAAGAGCGUCGACCCCGACAAGUUCCUGGUCCAAAAAUGUGCAAUUACGAUCGUGGCAGUAAUGUCUGAUGCAAAACGAACGCAAACACGUGAUUUUCAUAAUUUUUCUCUAGAUUUUGAAAUCGUUGAGGAUAACCAUGGAUUGACAGCUACACCACGACACAAUUACCCCCAAAUACCCCCACCUACAUAUGUACCCCCUAAUAAUCAUCCACUUUCGCCAGCAUAUGUACCCCAAAUUCCCAACACAGCAUCUGUUGCACUGCAACAACAACCAUUACCCCCAAAUACCCCUUCAGGCCCACCUGAUUUUGUCAAAGCUCCCCCACUCUACUCAGAAAGAGCGCCAGCCCCAGUUCCUCCGCCCGAGUACACUCCUUACCCCGCCCGCCCACCACCACCAAGUGUUGUACCCUCAAGAGGUAAUGUGAGGCAAAUGUCAGCACCACGAUCGUCUGGAGAACCGAAGGACAAGAAAGAUUGUUUGGUGAUGUAAACCAGUUCAAAUGUUUUUGAUAUUUUUGCAGAUUAUACUUGUAAGCCCCGUUUACAAGAGCAAAUUUUAUUUGACGAAUUUAAUAUGACAAGUGCAUUUGAUGAAAAGCUAGCAUGCUAGCUUGUGUUUAAAUGCAUUUGUCACAAUAAAUUUGUCACGAAUGUAUCAUCUACACGAGCAAAAUAUCUUUGACAUAUGAAAUUUGUCAAAUAACAUUUGCUCGUAUAAACAGGGCUUUUAGAUGAUUAAAUUUGUGUUAGUCUAGACCCAGGACCUUUACUCGGCAGACGACACUUGAUUCAUCAGGUUAAUUCACUUCAAUGACGUCACUAAGUGGGAUUUCUUACAUUUCUCGCUUCGCCCUUCCUCUGCCCCGCCCCCAAAUUGCCUAGGUUCCAGUCAUCUCACAUGAAAAAGCACUGAGGGUCCUAGGUCUAGGCUGGAUUUGUAGGGUUAUAUUUGUGUCUCGUGUUAAUAAAUAGUCGAAGUUAAUUGGUGGGUUUCAGUCACGUGUUUUAUACGGUGUAACACAUAGUGGUCGGCUUUCCAUGUUUUCAGCAGGGCGCUUAUAUACCCUGGUUUCCAGUCACAACGUGGAAAUGAUGGGAAACGUUCCCAGUACAUGUAUUUGCUGCAAAACAUCGAAGAGAACAUUUCGUCACUUUGUCUUUCAUUUUAAUUAUAGUUGAGUGAGUUGACUACGAUGUGUUGUACUGUCACACUUUAUGAAACCCAUCUAUGUUUAGUAUCUGUGUUCAGAAAUUAUAUUACAAUAAUGAAACAGUUAAAACUCGCACAAUAGAGGCACUGUAUGAAGAACCAUUCUUUGAAAUGAUGGUCAUGAAUUAUUAAUGAGUUUUUAAUGCAGUUACAAGCUGCUAUAUAAUCAAUUUAAUACUGGGACAUAUCUAAAAAUUAUCAAAACGGAUAAAUUUAAUCAGAUUUAUCUGUUAAGGUCCGUUCAAAGCAGUCCAACGUCAUCCUACAAUACAUUGUUAGAUGCGACAUUGUUGGGUCUGUUUGGACCAAUGAUGAGGCUAGCCAUAGCAACAGCUCAUCCAGUCAUUCUAUGCAAAUUUUCACCGAUAUUUUAUUAGCAUAGCAUGACCAUGGCCAGCCUCGCCAUUCGUUUGGACAUGAUGUUGGUUUGCUAUCAGUGGCUUGGACUUAAUUCUAAAUAUUCAUUCAACAUCAUUUGAACGGGCCUUAUAUAUAAGAAAUACCUCAUUUUGUGCGGGUUUUGGGCAAGUUCAGGCAUGGUAUUACAAUGUGCUGACAAGAAAAUACAAGUAGAUUCAUUCACCAUGAUUAAAAAUUGCAUUGAUUCAAACAGUUUCCGAUUGACGAGAUUUGCUGUCCAUCGAUAUUUUUUUAAUCGAUUUCUUGUUACAUCAAAUUUGCAAAGCUUGCAUAAAAACAAUGGAGAAUAGUUCAGAACUGGUUUCUCUUAAUUAUCUAUUACAAAUAAUGUCUAUCUAUUAUAAAUAAGUUUCGUCUACUCUAGGGUUCAAAAAAUAUUUCCGUGCGCGAAACUUUUUACAGUUGCGUGAGAUAAAACGUUUGGUUAAUUUGCGUGAAUUGAAUUAACCAGUUACAUCGUACAAGAUGUCAUGUUUUAACCAAUGAAAUCAUCUUCCGCCAAGCCCAAGGUAUUUCAUUACUGCCUAUAACUACACGAGAAGCAACGAGAGUUUCUAUUCUUGAACUUCACAAGUACAGAAGAAAGUCAGUCUUGGUGUUAAACAUGAAGGUACUCUUCUUUUCUGGCGUGUGGGACAACAUUGACAGCAGCUCAUUAGCCUCAGUUGCUCAGUAUUUGGCUAGGCUCAGCAAUUCUAGGCAGGUUUCAUUUCACUAACCACUAUCGUGAUGUUAUAGUUAACCAGUAUAGUCCUGUUCUUUUCUUCUAGUGGUUUCGUAUUUUCGCCGAAGAUGCACCG
Molecule: messenger RNA, 11268 nt
Organism: Paramuricea clavata
Lineage: Eukaryota; Metazoa; Cnidaria; Anthozoa; Malacalcyonacea; Plexauridae
Source: the annotation of a GenBank genome assembly